Messenger RNA from Exophiala aquamarina CBS 119918, 807 nucleotides. RefSeq lists its product as uncharacterized. Bases 1 to 807 code for a protein of 268 amino acids. Gene Ontology annotation, cellular component: membrane; mating projection tip. The transcript is spliced from 2 exons. The record is from RefSeq and is a predicted model, not a curated record. Gene Ontology annotation, biological process: conjugation with cellular fusion. NCBI's taxonomy places the organism in Eukaryota, Fungi, Ascomycota, Eurotiomycetes, Chaetothyriales, Herpotrichiellaceae.
AUGGCACCCAGAUUUACAACAGGAUGGAGGAGAUUCGUGCCUUUCAUUGGAUACCACCAUGUGCUUAUGAUCUUGAUUGCAAUAGCAAUUAUCCUGCUUUCAUUGCUCCUAGCAGGGUGCUCAUCAACAUCUCCUCUCAUACCCGGAAUCUAUCUCAUCUCCCUCUACUACCAACAAUAUCCAGCCGUCUUUUCCGCCGUACAGGUGGACCCUAGCGUUUCCACAGCCAUAGCGAACAUUGUGGGAAAUGCUGAUCUCAACGUACGAGUGGGAUACUUUGGAAUUUGCAUACGGGUCGAUAACGGCGCCUGGAUGUGUAACCAGAACUCGACGGCACUCGCUGAUCUAGUGAGCAUUGACCAGGACCCGCUCAACUUGAUCUGGGUUGCCAGCACAUUCAAAAAUGCAGUCGUCUUCCCAUAUCUCAUCAUCAUCGCCAUUGUACUCGCUUUCCUCACAUUCCUACUGUUGGCAACGUUCCCGGGGUGGCACACUAGUACUGGGCCAGAUGGGUCCGAACAUGAGAUUCGACCUUUCCCAUCAAGAGCUGUGUCACAAGUUGCACUGGCCACGAUAUUUAUUGCAUCAGUAUUUGUACUGGUGUCGGUCAUGUGGCAACAUACAGCCGCCGUAGCAGCAAGCACGGUAGCCCAAGACCUUGGAAACGGAAGUGUCAAAUCCGGUGUGGGUACAGCGGCAAUGGUACUAGGAUGGUUUGGAUUUGGCCUCCUGGUUGUUGUCACGCUUGGGUUGCUUGUGAUGAUAUUGAGUAUCCAAUUACUGGAUCGACUGACUGAUGAUGUAUGA